Molecule: messenger RNA, 3778 nt
Organism: Triticum dicoccoides
Lineage: Eukaryota; Viridiplantae; Streptophyta; Magnoliopsida; Poales; Poaceae
Product: COBRA-like protein 7
Exons: 5
Coding region: 2712-3377 (221 amino acids)
Biological process (GO): plant-type cell wall cellulose biosynthetic process; cellulose microfibril organization
Cellular component (GO): plasma membrane
Source: RefSeq, a predicted model, not a curated record
CAACCAGCUCAUAUAAUUCAUACGUAUGAUAAUGGAAACCACUCACUUGCUGAAUUGUUUUCAGCAGGCACCUGGGGCCUUUUUCAGACGGAACUAUCGGCGACCUCCGCCGGAAGGUGGGUAGCAAUGACGGCCCCAGGUGCGCCCCUGCAGCGGCGGCCUCUCUUUCAUCGGCGACGAGGACACGAGGUGUACAGCGUCUCUGCGUCGCACCACCUCCACCACCAAUUGGGACGCGGCCUCUGUGCUCCCGGCGACACCCAGGCGUGCCCCCGCAGCAGCGGCGUCGGCUUCAUCAGCGACGAGGUCGGCGGCGUUUCCGCCUGUCCCGCGCGGAACCGUCUCCACCAUCCGUUCGACCACCGCGGCACCUCCGCGCGUCCCCGUACAGGUGCCAUGGGACUCUGCCUCAAGCUCGGUCCCUGCUACGCAUGCAUCUGUGAGCAUCUCUUGCAGCGCCGUCAAAGCCGACCCGACCCAGACCUGCGCGCUGGACGACUCGCUCGAUCCCACCGCGACGGCUUCCUCAGCAGCGAGGUCUUCCCCCAUCAGCGACCAGCGCCAGUUGGGCCGUGGCCUCCGUGCGUGCGGCGACGGACACAUGCGUCCCCACUGGCACUGCUGCGCCGUUGGACUCCACAUCAACCAAGGCCGACCUCACUCUAGAGGUGUCCGUGGCUCUGGACGACGUGUUCCCUACUGCUCCAUCACCUACGAUGGGGACGACCACCCAAUUGCCACACGCCCUGGAGCAAGUCACGAAGCUGCCCGCUACCUGUUCGACCAAUUGUUCGAGCAACAAUUUGGGUACGGCAUCCCCUGCGUCCUCAACUAAUCAAGGCACUGCAACAAGACUGCUGCCACCAACAACUCCAGCGUUCACUCAGGAGCUCACAGCGCAAGCUGGGUUGUCGCCAUCAACCUGCUCCUGCAACUCGGUACAUGAGGACGCCAUUGACACUGACGACAACUACACCAUGGAAGGUGUUCAUGGAAACUGAGGGCAUGUUCCUGACCACUCCAGCAGCAUCAGAAAGCUCAAUCUCCCAAUCACUGCAGUGGUUUGAGGAUCGAGGAUUUCACACACCCAUGCUUACCAAGUGUUUGACUAUCGGUACCUACUCGCUCCUGCUCUUACUUCCUCCUGUUGCAUUGGACACCAUUGAUACAGAAAUGACUGAGCGGCGGGACAUCUAUGAGGAUAGUGGAAAGUUUGUUCAAAAGGUGGACAACUCCUUCGUUCAACAUGCCAUCACAGUUUUAUAUGCGGCUGCCACCUGAUCCAUUGUAUGGUCAGAAAAGCAAGAGUAAAUUACUGGAACAUGAUAUGAGGGGAUGUUUCCUGUUUGUCAAGAGAGACAGCAGUAAUAUGAUCCAUGUUCGUGCAUCAAUGGAUGAAGACGCUUUGUUUGUUAUUGGCAAUUGUCGUGCUCAACAGUCUUUGUGUCAGUGGAGAGUUUCCCAGUCUUGAACAAGGCUCUAGGAAGGUGACAUUAGUCGGGCUGAAGCCAUGGUUUCCUUGGGAAUGUUUCUCUCUAGAAGAACUUUUCAACUUGUCAUUUUUUAUGCAGUGGUGUUGUACUGUAGUAGUGGAAGUGGUUCAUUUCCUGUAGCCAUUGCCCUUGACAGAUCAAGCAAUUUCCAUGGAUCAUUGCUUGGUUGCCAUGUGCCUUCCCUGAUUGUUCAAGAACGAUUGCUGAUAAGUUUUGCAAUGUAACGGUUGUGCUGGUGUUCAGAUUGGGAAUCUCUGUUCAAUCCCUAUCCUGUUUUGCUGCUGCUAGGUAUGCUCCAGUAAGCAAGUACACAUUUAUGAAUUACAGUGUUGCAGCCACUUAUGUCCAAGAAAAGGAGACCAGUUAUGCUGAAUGCUAUGUUACAUUGGUUGCAUGGUGGAUACAAAACUUAUGCAGUGUCAGAUUCCAUGGUUACAACUACCGCGGAAGGGUGGUUUCCAGUUUUGCCCUACUGGAAAAGCCUUAUUAUAUAUGGUUAUAUGUUUGCACAGAUUCAAUGGGAGAUUGCAUGGUUGAUUGGUCCCUUACAAGCCAAUAUUAGCUCCUUCAAGGCAUACUCUAAUUCCUGUGGUUUUAAGUUGCAGCAAUGGAGGAUUGCUUGGUCGCUAAAUGAUGCAUUUUUACAGCAUGAACUUCUAUCUUGCACUUGUGGAGCUUUAUCAUUCUCUGUUUCGGAACAAGUUCAAGGGAAAAUCACUUGGUCACUCUGCUAUGAUUUUUCUGUCCUCGACAACAUCUCAGUGUGGUUCUUAUGUAAGUGUUAAGCAGCUGUGGUUUGGUGCAAAUUUUCUGAAAAGCAUGUUGAGUUCUCUGAUGACAAAUCUCUGAAAAUCAUGGUUCAGUGCUCUUUUCUUGAACUGGUGAGCUACAAAUUCUCACAAGCUUGUGCCUCUGACUCCCAUAAUGUAGUUGUGUUGUGCAUUUGGGGUUUGCAGUAACUCACCUGUUAGCCUAGAUACAUGCUUGGGUAUUCAAGAUUUACAGAGAAUUGGGUGUAUGUGACCAAGCUUACUACUGCUGCAAAUGCUUUGUUGCCGACAACUCUUAUUUGCAAACCAUAAUGGAGUGCUCACCAGCGAGUUAGCCAGUCAGCCGAUGAGCCGAGAGCAAAACCGGCAACGGCGACAGUAGUGGACGGCGGGGAGGCAACUCCUUCUCUAAUCCAUCUCAAAUUCGGAAUCCCUGCAAGUGUGCGCAAUGACGUGGCAGGUCACCUGCUCCUACUCGCAGACAGCAGUGGGCCCGUUCCGGUCGUGCUGUGUCUGUUUGUCCACGUUCUACAGCAGGACAAUUGUGGAGUGCCCCGACUGCACCUGCGGCACCUGCCCAGCUAGGACCUCCACGGCGCCGCAGUGCCAGGACGCCGAGAUCCGGUGCACCGGGCACAUGUGCCCGAUAAGGGUGCACUGGCACAUCAAGAAGAGAUACACCGAGUACUGGCGGGUGAAGCUGUCGAUCAACAAUUUCAACAGGUUCAAGAACUUCACUGACUGGAACCUCGUCUUCCAGCACCAGAGUCUACAGGAGUUGACCCAAGUUUUGAGCUUCGCCUACGAGCCGCUUGUGCAGCGCAGCACGAUCAACGACACAGGCCUCUUCUGGGGGCUCCCAAGCUUCAACCAGAUGUUGCCCCAGGACGGUACUGUGCAGACAGAGGUCCUGCUGAGGAAGGGCAAGGAUUUCAGCUUUUCUGGUGGGUGGGCACUGCCUAGAAAGAUAUACUUCGACGGCAGCGAGUGCACGAUGCCGCCACCAGACGACUUUCCCCAGCUGCCCAGCAGCAGCCCUGUUCAGCGCUUCUCAGGAGGGCACAGGUGGUUGGCCUCAGGGGCCGUCUUAGUGCUUGGAUUACUACUGACUUGAGCAGCUCUGGCGCCGCCCGCGGGACCGAGACGUCAUUGACAUCUUCAUUGCAGGUCUUCGGGCGAUGGCUCUCCGCUUGGCGCCUCCACUUCAUCCACCACCUCCGGAGCCGGAUUAGGCACUUGAUACCGACGCACUAAGGCAUGGCAAGGCCACUUGAGGCGGCUCCCUUGGCAUGCGCCUCCUUUCUUUCAACCCUAUUGUCCUAUGUUUGUGUACUCUGUAUAUGUGUGGUGUGAAUCUUUUUGUUGGAUGCUUAUGACUAUGGUGGUUUGCUUGGAUGCAUUUUCAUGUAGUUUCGGUUGUCAACACCAUAAUGACUACUCAUUUGGUGUGAAUCUUUUUGUUGGAUGCUUAUGACUAUGUUUGUGUACUCUGUAUGUGUGUGGUGUGAAUCUUUA